Paramecium sonneborni is the source of this 8222-nucleotide messenger RNA. The record is from the annotation of a GenBank genome assembly. Lineage: Eukaryota; Ciliophora; Oligohymenophorea; Peniculida; Parameciidae.
AUGAUUAAGAUGAUAAUUUUUAUCGUUCUUUUUUACGAGAGGCUUCUUCUUCCAUGUAUUAAGUUAAAAUAUUAGUUUAGAAUGCAAAUAUUUAGUUUUAACAGAUAUAACAUACUAAAGUGCAGUAAGUUUAUGGUCAGAUGAAACCUUAAGCGCCCCUUUAUCCUUUUGUUAAAAUGUGUUAUCUGAAAACUACAUAGGGUAAGAUUCCAGUUUAAAUCCAAUAUAUUGGAAAAGAACAUUAUCUUUACCUAAAACUAACAAGGUUUAUGUAUAUUUUGAGUUUUCUAUAUCUGGAAAUUGGAAUAAUGAUGAACUUCAGAUAUUUGCUAAUGAUCAAAAGGUUUAUUCAGAAAAAUUCACUCUCACAGAUGUCAAUCGAAAUUGCCAUCAAAAGUAUAGAUUUAGAUAAAAAAUAGAUUUCUCUAUGAAUCCUCAGCAUAUUUUGCAAUAAAUAUGAGAUUAGAUUCUUUGAAAUUUGAAAUAAAAGUCAGUAACACUAACCUCGGAAUUUACAUAAAAAAUUUGCUUUUCUUAUAGUAAUAAUAGAGAGGGAGAAAUGAAAUUCUUGGAUUUAUAGAUUAUAUUCCUUCAUGUAGUCCUAAUUAUAAAUUUUAACAAUAUUAUUGUAAAUGCUCAAAUAAUUUUGUUUAUUAAUCUAAUUCAUGCAUAGCAACAUGUGAUUAAAAUUAUUUAUAUGACUCAACUGAAAAUAUGUGUUUAUUAAAAGAUUAUUGCUCAGCUUGUGGAGGAACUCAAACAACAUUAAAUUGUAAUGUAGGAUAUUACAAAUAUCAUGAAUCUGAUAUCACUUCAUCAAAUUGUGUUAAGAGAUGUCCUAAUAAUUACUAUUAAGAUGAAACAGCCAAAACUUGUAUAGAAAUGAAAACUUAUCUGUAAACUAAUUAAAAUGGAGGAGGUAUUUAUUACUAAAUUUAUUAUUUUUAGAAAAAGUAGACCAUUAUUAUUUCUUUACAAAUGUUCCAGAAUUUAUUCACUUUUACGCUUAUAGUCAUUUUAUGGCAACUGUAGUAUCAAUUCCAGAAAAAAAUAAAGAAAGAGGCUACUUUUAUUAUGAUAAUAGAUUUUAUAUUGGUUCAUUUGAUACAUUUUAAUCUUAAAAGGUGUUGAUUACACAAAAUAUCCAGAAUUCUCAACAUAAAAUACGUUUUAGAGCAAUAGCUCAUUUUAUUGAUUUUAAUCCUACUAAAUUUGAUAUCACUAUUAAUAAUGUAAAAUAAACAGCUGCAACUUUAGCCAUUAAUAGUGUAAAUAGAUUAUAAUCAACAAAACAAGAUUAUAUAGCUUAUUUAGAUUAUACUUGGGUAAGAACAGAAUAAUACCCAUUAACAUAAAAUACAAUUCUUUUUGAAAUAGAGUAGUCCCUAUAAGCUGGAGAAUAUGUAGGUAUUUUUUAUUUAGAUGAUAUUAAUGUUUUUCAAUUUUAAUGUUAAGCAGGAUGUAACAGUUGUUUUACAUAUAAUUUAUGUACUCCAUGUCUAUUUCCAGCAAACAAAGAUCCAGCUAAUUGUUAAUGUGUAACAGGAUAUGUUAUGAAGGAUAAUUAGUGUAUAGGUAUUACAUAAAUUGAAAUUAGUUUGUCCAACAUAUUGUACUACUUGUGUAACUGCUGGAGUCUGUGUAGAUUGUUAAGUAGCAACAAAAAGAAUUAAUUCUCCAAGUUGUGAUCAAUGUCCUGUAAAUUAUUAUGUAGAUUCUGGAAAAGAUAAUUGCUAAGAUUGUUAAACGGGAUGUCAUAAAUGCACAGUUGGAACUGCUUGCGUUUAAUGUGCAAAUGGAUAUUUUAGAAAUCAAUCUAAUUAAUGUAUAACAUAAUGUCCAGAUGGCUAAUUUAAUGAUUCUAGUGAUACAAAUGAUCCUAAAUGUAGUAUUUGUGAUAGUAACUGUAAAAAAUGUCAAACAUUAUCAACAACAUGUACUGCAUGUAAUGGAUUAGCUAUUCUUGUAUCAGGACAUUGUUAUUUAUGUUCUGAAGGUUAAUAUUUGUCAGGUACUACUUGUGUACCUUGUAUAAGUGGUUGUUAAAUUUGUUCUACAAUUACUUGCACUACUUGUUAGGAUUCAUUUUAUUAUAAAUCAUCCACCAAUGAAUGUCUCUCUAGUUGUGAUCCUGGAUUUUAUGGUAAUGCAACUACUAAAACAUGUGAUUAAUGCAACUCUAGUUGUUUAACAUGUUUAGCUGGUACAAAUAAGGAUUGUGUCACAUGUCCACCAGGAAAAGUGCUGAAUCUCUAAGAUAUCAUAAAUGGAGAGUGUUAAACAAACUGUUUAGUUGGAUUUUAUAAAGUAGAUGAUGGUUGUGCAAAAUGCUGGAAAGGUUGUUCUGCAUGUAUGGACUCAACUCAAGCUUGUUUAACAUGUGCAAGUAAAUUCUAUAGAUUGAGAACUACAGGUUGGUGUUAUGAAACAUGUCCUAAUGGAUUUUAUAAUAAUUAAGUAGGCUUUGUUUGUUCUCCUUGUAAUCCUUAAUGUAAGACUUGCAAUGGAUUUUCAGAGUCUCAUUGUUUAUCAUGCAAUGCUCCUUUGGCUUAUUAUUAAAAUUAAUGUUUAGUAGAAUGUUAUGAUGGUUAUGGCAGUAUCAACAAUGUCUGUGAAUCAUGUGCAGCAAAUUGUAAGAAAUGUUUUGGUACAUUACCAAAUUAAUGUCUUGAAUGCAUGACUGGAUUUUAUACUUUAAAUAAUUAAUGUUAUGUGAAAUGUCCAAAAUCAUUUAUUGGUAUCAGACCUUAAUAUGUUUGUAAAUGCAUUUAUGACAAUUGUAUAAGUUGUACUGCUUCUUAGUUUUUUUUGGAUAAUUAAUGUUAUGCCAUAUGUCCAACUGGUUAUUUUGGAUAUAAUGGUUUAUGUAUAAAAUGUGAUGUAACUUGUGGAACUUGUUUUGGAGAAGGAUCAAAUGAAUGUUCAACUUGUAAUAGUGGAUUAAUAUUAUAUAAAAAUUCAUGCAUUGCAGAUUGUUUAGGAAAUCUUUAUCAUGAUGUUGUAAAUAAUGAAUGCAAAACUUGUCAUAUUGAAUGUAUUGCAUGUACAGGACCUAAUGAUAAUAAUUGUACAGCUUGUCCAGAAUAGAAAUUAUUAACUAUUACUGAUUAAUGUAAAGAUUAAUGUACAGAUGGAUCAUAUCCUGUUUUAAGUGAAAAAAGAUGUUAUGCAUGCCAUGCAACUUGUAAAACAUGUUUUGGUCCAUCUGAUGAAAAUUGUUUGUCUUGUAACAAUUUAUUUUAAGCUAAUAAAUGUGUUAGUGUAUGUUCUCCUGGAUUUACUAUAAAUGCUACUGGAACUGCUUGUAUUUCUGAUUUUCCACUUGUAAUAGGAACUUGUUCUUAUUAAUGCAAGACCUGUGAAUUAGCUCCAAGAUUUUGUAAAUUAUGCAAUGGAAAUCGUAGUCCUAAUCCACCUAAUUGUGAUUGUGAAGCUGGUUAUUUUGAUGAUGGAGUAAAUGCUAUUUGUCCUAAAUGUGCAAAUAAAUGUUUAACUUGUAAAGGAUUAGCAAAUCUUUGUCUCAAAUGCAAAGGUGAUAGAUUAUUACCUUAAUGUAAUUGUCCAGAUUUUUAUUAUGAUGAUGGAGAGUCAGUUAAUUGUGUUAAAUGUUAAGAUAACUGUAAAACUUGUGAUGCUAAUGGAUGUACAUCUUGUUUAGGAGAUAGAAUUAAUAAUCCUAAUUGUGUAUGUCCUAAUGGUUAUUUUGAUGCUUAUUAAACUUAUUGUUCAUAAUGUGCUAAAAAAUGUAUCACAUGUAGUGGAUCAGCAGAACUUUGUGACGUUUGUUCAGGAAUAAGAGUUAAUAAACCAAUUUGUGGAUGUCCUGAAGGUUAUUUUGAAAAUUCUGAUUAAGAAUGUUAAUAAUGUGAUUCUACUUGUAAAGAUUGUAAUUAAUAUGGAUGUUUAUCAUGUUUUGGUAAUAGAAUAGGUCCUAUUAAUGGAGAAUGUAAAUGUGAUUAAAAAGGAAUUAGUAGAUUUAGUAUAGGAUCUGUCUAUUGUACUGAUUGUUCUUUAGGAGUACCAUAUUUUGGAUUAAAUGAAGAAUUUACUGGAUUUCAUUUUGAUUUUGGUGGAUCUACUGUUUAUUUAGAAUAGGAAGGUAUUGAUAUAUGUGAAGCUUUCUUUGAAGUAGAAACUCUUUAAAAAUUAGGUACUAAUCCUACUUGUAAUUCAGAUUUCUCUAUUAUCUUUGGAGAUAAUCCGACUAUUUAAGUUGGUGAUAAUAUAAAAUUAAAAUUAGUAUUUAUGUUGACAGGAUGCAGUUAUAAAUUUAUAUAGAUUCUACCUAUGCCUCUUUUAAUUCCAUCUACAAUUGAUUUAGAUACCCAUAAACCAAGUGUUAAAUUUAAUGAUUUAAUAUCUUCAAAUAUUUGUUCAGAUUUGAAUAUUAAGUUUGAAGAAUUAUUUUAUAAUGGAAAAUAAAAGUUCAAAAUUAUUUCAUGGAAUUAAUAUAUACCAACAGCAAUUGAUCCAUUAAUUUAGAAUAUCUUAAAUGCAAAUAAUUUAAUACAUAGUGAAACUUUGACUUUUCCACCAAAAAUCUUUUAAUCGAAUAUUAGAUAUAAAUUUGGUGUAACGAUUGAAAGUUUUGCUAAAUUGUAGAAUACAAAUUAUUUUUAAUUUGAAGCAUCAUAAUAAUCUAAAAUUAAUUUUUAUCCAAUCUCAAAUACUAAUCAAUUUCAUAGAUAUGAUCAAAUUUCAAUUUAAACUUAGAUUUCAUAUUCAAAUUGUAUUGAAAAAGUUUAUCCAGCUUAAACAUUAUUUUAUGAAAUAAAAUUAAAGAGUACAAAACAACAAUUAUUAAAUGGAACUUUAACAGAGAAUUUAGAAGAUGGAUUUACAUUUGAUGUUCCUCUUAAUUUCGAUCCAUAUUAUUUUAAUUUUACUAAUCCAUAUAUUGUAAUUUUCAAUACAAAAUUAACAAGACCUGAUUAUGUAGUUAGUACUACAUAAAACUUUGAAAUUUAUAUUGUUCCAUCAAAUCCAAUUCUUACAAUAGCUGGUGGUAAUAGAAUGAUUGGAUUUACAGAAGCUCUAAUGUUAAAUACAACAAUUACAGAUAAAGAUUUGACAGAAGAGGAAGCAUCCAAGAUAACUUAUGAAUGUAUUUGGAGUUGUUAAGAUAUUGUCAAUGGAUCAGCUUGUAUUAAUAUUGAAAAUUAGACAAUAAUUUUUGAUAAGAGUUGCAAUUAAUAUUUACCUCCUCGAACAUUUGCUCCAUAUUAAGUAUUUAAUUUUGAAGUGGGCAUAGUAAAAGAAGAGGUUGUUUAUUCUACUAAAAUAUCAAUAUAAUUAAUUGAAAUGGAUUUGCCUGCUUUAACAAUAUUAGGAGUUGAUGGAUUAGAAGUUCAUAAUUAUUAUGAUGAAUUCAUUUAUAAAUUAAUAUAUCCUGGAAUCAAUCCUGAUGUUUUAAUGUAUGCUGGUGCAGUUAUUUAUGAUUAAGUUGUUCAAGCUACCUUCUAAUUUUAUUAUUUAGAAUUUAAAUUUAAAGUCUAAAAUUAUUUUACUGAUUUUUAGGAUUCAUUAGGUAAUGGUCUUAAAUUGAGACUUUCAGUUUAUGAUCCUCGUUUUAUUAUGCCUUCAUUAAAUACUUAAAUGCUAACAAUGAAUAUUCCACCACAAUUUUGUGCUUUAGAAAUAAAUUACAAUCAAGGAUUUGUUGAAUUCAUUGAAGCCCUUAAUAUUUCAGUUAUUAAUUGUACAGAUAAUAAUCUACCUCUUUAAUAUAGUGUUUGGGUAUUUCCUAAUUAAUCAAUUUAUUAAUCAGAUUUAGUUUAAUCUAAAUUUUAUAAUUAUCUCUUGCUUGAACCAUUUUAAUUAACAAAUACAUUUAAGUUAUAUUUACCAUAUUUCAAUGAUAAGUAGUAGCUUCUUGUAUUCCAAGUAUAGGAUUCUAAUGGAGGAGUUAUUAAUAUAACAUAAACAUUUGAUGUUAAAUAAUAUUUAUAGAUUGAUGAGAUUACAUUUAGAAAUUAUGAAAAAUAAAUUAUUAGUUUAGAUUAAUAAUUAAUUGGAUAUAAUUUAAUUACAGAAAGAUUAAAGACUGUGAAUAAUUCAUCAGAAUAUAAAGAAGAGUUAUUCUAUAAAUUGAUUGGUUUUGAUUAGAAUUAAACAUUUUAAAGUAAUUAAACAGAAAGUUUAUAUAGAUCUAUAUCUAAAUUAUUGAGUGUUAAUGUAACUCUAUUGAAAUAAAAUGAAUCUCUAUUACUUAAUUAGUUGAAUUAUAGGAUAAAUUUAGCUUAUGCAUAAUUGAUUACAUUUUUUAAUUUAUAAAAGUCAAAUAAAUUAACUUCAGCAUAAAAUAUUGAAAAAACAAAUUUUGUAUCUCAAUACUAUACAUUUUCAGAUAUCUUAUCAUCAUGUCUGAAUUAUAGAGUUUAAUAAAACUUAACAUCAAGUGAUAUUUAGAAUUAGCUUUAAUAAAUGUAAUCACAAUUAUAAGCAAUAAGUGUAGCUAAUGAACCACUUUAUAAGGUUUAAUCAAAUUCGGUAAAUUUGAAUUUUGGAUUUCUUACAACUAAAAUGGCAGGUGAAGUAACAGGAUCAAAGGCAAUAACAAAAAGUAGAUUAUUGGAGGAAGAGAGUGAUUAAUAGAAUAGUAAUUAAAAUAGUUCAACAGAUUUCUAUAAAUUUUCAAUGACUAGAUUUAUUGAUAAUCCAUAUUAUGCAGAUGAGAAUUUUCCAAAGAAUAGUAGUGGAUAUUAAGCAGUGGAUCCAAAAUUGAUUGCAGAGGGUUAAUCAAAUAGUACUAAAGCAAAUUCAUAAAUGAAAUUUAAAUUUCCAACAAAAAAGAAAUUAGAAAAUAAUACAUAAAUAAAAUGUAUAACUGAAGUUAAAAGUGGUGAAUGGGAUGCUGAUGUUUGCAGUACUGUAGAAAAAGAUGGAGAAACAACUUGUUAAUGUGAUUCUUUAAAUCCAACAUCUAUAAUGGAAUCUUUAAAUUUAAUAGCUGAUAAAGCUGCUAAAGUAUUUUCUUUGGAUACAUUAUUGGCUUUUGGAUCAUUUCCAUUUUAUAAAACAAUAGUCUUUUAUUUCUAUUUAGGAAUAACAGGCAUUUAUAUAUCAGUUGUUUAUUGGGGAGUUAAAGUUGAUAAUGCAAUGUUUGCUAAAAUACAUGCUGAAUAAGAAUUAGCAGAAUAGAAAUUAAAAGAAGAAAAAUUAAAAUUAGAGAAUAUUGAGAAUGAUCCAGAAAAUAAAGAUUAGGUAAAAGAAAUAACUGAAAAUAAAUAGGAAUCUCAUUCUUUUCGGUAACUUGAAGAAAUAAAGGAUAAUGAUAUACCAUAAAUGUCUAAUUUACCAAGUUUAAAAAAAAGUAUAUUUAAUAAUCCUAAAUCAUAUGAUAAAGUAAUACUUGAGAGUAAACUCUCUAUGAUUAAUUCUCCUUAAGAAUUACUUAUCAAUUAAACUCCUGAUUCAAAACUUGAUAUAAAUAUUGUAAUCAAUCCUGAUGGACCUGCAAAAAUAGGUUCUGAUCAUUUAUUGUAAAAAUAAUGUUCGAUCAAAAAUGUUGAUUAACCAUAAUCAUAAAAUGAUCUAAAAAAUAUUGAAGAUCCAGAUAAAAAAGAUAAGAAUGAAGAUACAGAUGAAUAAUAAAAGAAAGAUUAAGAGUAAUAACCAAAAGGUUUAAAAGAUUUAAUGAUUAAGAAUUCAAUAUCUAGAAUUAAAGCUUAUAUUGAAUAUCUUAAGUUUUUCCAUUAAUUAUUAUAGAUUGUUUAUAAAUCAGAUCAAAAGAAACCUCGAGGUUUAAGAGCUUCAAUAGUUUACACAAGUAUUUUAGGUAGUUUGGCUGUUUUAUUUGUAUUUAAUCAACCAAACAAUAUUAGUUUUACAGUUGCUUUAGCAUUAAUAACUGCUCCAGUUAAUAAGAUAUAUUAAAUCAUUUUAGAGAAAACUUUAUCUCAUAAAAAGAAAGUAGUAAGAACAUUUGGAGCAAUCUUCAUGAUAAUGAGUGCAGGUGUUAUUUCUUAUGUUAUGUUGGCAGGUUUGGUUAUGAUGGAUUCAGUUGAAACUGCUAAUUAAUGGAGUUAUAUCUUUGUAGGAACUUUCACUUUAGAUAAUCUAUUUUAUUGUCCAAUAUCUUUAAUUUUUUAAUAUGUAGUUCAUAUGGAAUUCAUUAAAUUACCUAUAUUCUAAAAGUUACUCGAUAAGAUAUUAGACGAAAAAGCUAAGGAAUUUUUAUAUGGUUUAAUUGACAACUUAGGAGGAGAAGAAUGAUUCAUUAC